UCAUAACAAUAGGAGGGGACGGACAGAGCUGGGUUAGUCAAGAAGGAGGUCGAAGUUUACCGAGCCUGCGCCUGGCUGGUAUCAACAAGACACGAGGCCGAAGACAUGAUAAAAUAAAUCGAACCACCGGAAUUGCACGCGAUAUUUAAUGAACGGUUCGUGCGGAGUUUCGGUGGGAUUGCACGGUGGUGGUUACAUGUGGUCGUAGCUAGCUUAUCUUGAUAGAAGCAAGUGAAGACAGUUAGCCAACCAUCAAGCCUAGCGAGAAGUGUCCCAGAGAAGUAGCGGGCUGAAGGCAAGUGGUUCUUCGACGAAUCGUUUGACAAAAGGAGCAGUUGGACAUUUUAUAGCCAGCCAGCUAGCGAGACGGAGUCGCAUACCGUGCUCACAACACCGGUAUCGUGAUAUAUGCUCUUUCGUGCUUUAACAUGCCUUCUAGCGCUCGUUGUUGAAGCGUCUGCCUACUACUGUCUGCAGACUGUUUUGGUGCAGCAACGAGUGCCUGAUAGCCACACGCUAYCUAGCUGAUAUUACACGGGUAACUAGCUAACAGCGUGGAUCUACUGUCUCAUUAUCUCGCUUUAACGUCAAAAGACCAAAACUAACAAGCACAUUUUGUUGUCAACUCGGAGGCAGAGUUGUUAGCCAGAUAGCUAGCUAAACCGCUGACCAGUCGGUCAAGAGGAGCAACAUUUCCUCGCCUGAUAAUUUCGCCUUGCUGUGUCAUGACGUUAAAGUGCAAGUCAAGUCAUUUCAAAGAGUAUGCGAGAUAACAACAUUUGGCAUAAGUAGAAAGGGGGGGGGGGGGUCAGGAAUCCUUCAUUAAAGUUGGCUACUGUCGACCGUAGUUGAACCAAAGGACUGUAUUUSUAGGUCAGUCUCGACAGCAAAGAAUGAAGAAGUUUUCCCGUAUGCCGAAGUCGGAGAGCGGCGGACCGGGAGGAGGUUCCGGGUCCGGAUCGAGCUCUGGAGUCGUCAGUAACUACUUUGGGAAAGUGUURGCCGUGGGCCGGUAUCAAGUCACGGUGGAAGAACUCAUAGCAGAAGGUGGGUUUUCUGUGGUGUUUCUGGCCCGGACACACAGUGGCAUGCACUGCGCUCUCAAGAGGAUGUACGUCAACAACGUUCCCGACCUCAACAUCUACAAGAGAGAAAUGUAUCACUAUUAUGGUGGCAUAGUGCUCUCUAAGGAGCUGUCUGGUCACAGGAACAUAGUGAACUACCUGGACUCUACCAUCAACUCAGUAGGGGACAGUGUCUGGGAGGUGCUCAUUCUCAUGGAGUACUGUAAAGCUGGUCAGGUAGUGAAGCAGAUGAAUCAGCGUCUCCAUAUUGGGUUUACAGAGCCGGAGGUGUUGACCAUCUUCACUGAUACCUGUGAGGCUGUGGCCAGGCUACAUCAGUGUAGAACCCCUGUCAUACACAGGGACCUGAAGGUACACGACCUGUCCAUAUCGAGCUCCAGAAGUGGUCAAACGUGUAACGCAGGGAAAGCCAUUACCCCAAGGCUGAUAUACUGGGUGAGUUUAGAGCUGUGGGGGUGUGUACGGAACCUGGGGGUGUCCUCCGGAAACCUGGGGGGGGUGUCUAACGGAAACCUUGGGGUGGUGUGUCUACGGAAACUGGGGUGGGGUGUCUACGGAACCCUGGGGUGGGUGUGUGUACGGAACCUGGGGGCUCUUGGGCUCUUGGGUUGUUGUUGUACAAGCCUGUGUUUCUGUGUUUCAGGCUCUUGGUUGCUUGUGUACAGCUGUGUUCUGUGUUUCAGGCUCUUGGUUGCUUGUUGUAACAAGCUGUGUUUCUUCUCGCUCCCGUUCGGAGAAAGUCAAGUCGCCAUAUGUGAACGGAAACUUAUCGUUCUGACAAAUUCCAAAAUUUCCUCCAAGUUGCAUUGCUUAAUCAGAUAUAUGCUUGAGCCUGACCAUGAGAAGAGACCAGAUAUCUAUCAAGUCUCCUACUUUGCCUUCAAGUUAGCUGGGAAGGAGUGUCCGGUGCCAAAUCUCUUUAACUCUCCUCUCCCCACAUCACUUCCUGAGCCGCUCACAGCCAGCGAAUUCGCUGCUAGGAAGAGUAUGACGAAAGCCAGAAUCACAGAGUCCGUGGGCCCGACGGCAACGUCAAUCACUCCGAGACAGAGACCCAAAGCUGCAAACAGUUAUGUGCUACCCAUCCCUGUAGCCAACACGGCGGUCACCCCAGUCGCUGCCACGCCCAUCGUCACAUCUACGACUCAGCCUUCUGUACCUGUCAGCAAUGGGCAGAAAGCGACUACGCCGGGGAACGGGCAGCCGGUGGCUCCACAGACAGCCAACCGGGUCCUCCAGCAGCUGCAGCCUGGAGACCUGCGUCUGCAACAACAAGAGCAGCGACACCCCGUCCAUCCACAGCAGCUCCUUCAGUACCAGCAGGCCCUUCAGCAGUCGGUCCAACAGCAGCAGCUCCAGCAGCAGGCCCUGCUCCAACAACCGAUGACGAUGCAGCCCAUGAACCAGCAACAACAGGCCCACUACACAGCCAUGAUGCACCAGUACCAACAGGCUUUUGGACAGCACCAACAUCCCACCCAGCAGCCUUAUGUCACCUGUCCUCUGGAGUACCAGCUUCCCCCAGGCUCCUAUAACCCUGCUGGGCCUGGGCCUGUGACUGGGACUAUGUCCCCUGUUGAGCCUCCAUCCACUAACACCAGUAGAAGCCCUCUGGUGGACUUCAAGGUGACCACCCCUCCCCCCCAGACCCUGGUCACCCCCCGGAGCCUGGUCACUCCCCAGAGCCACCCUCCUGACAUGUCCCGCUGGAACCCCUUUGGAGAGGACAACUUCUCCAAACUGACAGAGGAGGAAGUGCUGGACCGAGAGUUUGACCUCCUCAGAACAGGUAAACCUCUGGAGAGAACCAGUAGCCAGGAGGUAGAUCGACCGCUGCAGCCAAUCACCCCCGCCGCCAAGCCCCUCCUCCCCGAAGACCUGUUUGGCUCCUCCCCCUUCCUGUCUAGUGCAGGUUCUAGUGUGGUGGUGAUAACUGAUCAGCCUAUUGAAGAGCUCAGUAACCCAGUCGCUGCCCCCGUACCUGUUCCUGUGGGCCAGCCGGCCCUUGAGGAAGAACUACAACCUCCGGUGGCAAAUGAGCACAAACCCAGUAGGAGGAGAAACUCUGUUGGCGGUUCACAAACGACUCACAAAACAGGAGGUGACGAAUCAGACAGUGACUUUGAGUCAGAUCCUCCUUCCCCUAAGAGCAGCGAGGGGGAAGACGAGCCGGAGGACGACGAAGGUCUGAACAACGAGCACAGAGAGUUCUUCAACGAACUGGAAGAUUUGGAGGAAACGGAGAUGCUGGGACAUAGGCCUCUGCUGAUGGACUCAGAGGCUGAGGAAGAGUACGACAAACACAGCUCAGACUCAGACUAUGAACCCAGGAAUGUUAAGGAAGGACUUACUAGGAAGCUAAAAGGAGGAGUGGCUACUGCCACCCGUGAGGGAAGUCCGAGCGUGGAGUCAGAAGACACACUAAUCACGAUUACGCCUCCCGAGUCGCCUGGUGUGGCGGCUGUUAGAGCCCUCCCCUGUGUCGGUGGCAUUGUGGACGUGUUUGGUGCGGAUGUGUUUGGUGCUGUGCCCUUCUUUCCUCCAGCGGCAGCUCUGGCAGAAAGAGCAGACAUCUUCUCCGCGGCUCCCUUCAGGCAGGUGAGCCAGGAGGCCGUAGUCCACCAGCCCAACCAGCCCAACCAGGAAGAGUUGGACGUCUUUACUAAGGCUCCGUUCAGCCGGAACCUCUCCAAAUCUGGCAAGACCGGAAGCAGCGACUUCUCUAUGGGUCGGACUCCUUCGGUGUCCCCUGAAAGCAUCGACCCGUUCGGCUUCUCCCCCUUCCAGCCCGGCCCCACGGCACCGCCACCAACCACCUCCAGGAGCGCAGAGGACAUCUUCCGUCCAGCCUUCGAGAAUUCUCUCAGCCCCCAGCAGCAGAGGCUGAAGCAGCGUAGCCUCCAGAAGUUGUCCUCACGUCAGAGGAAGUUCUCUGGUGGCACCAGCGGUGGCAGCAAUGGCAAGCGCCCCCACGGCACGCCCACUGGCGGUCGCAAGAACAACAAGCCCAGCUUCCGAACCCCCGAGCGUGUCCGCCGGCACAAGAAGGCCGGCAGGAGGGACUCCCAGAGCUCCAACGAGUUCCUUAGCACCUCAGACUCCAAGGAGAACAUCAGCGUAACGAUGGCAGACGCCGACAAAGGCAAAGGGGCUUCCCUGCCUAGCCUUCCUCAUGAGGUCGACCCCUUCGGAGCCAAUCCCUUUGGUCCUCAGGAUGGCAGCCGACUUAACCAGGGCCAGUACCAAGUGCUUCUGGGGGACAGCAAGGCAGACAUAGGUUCGGCCAAUGGCAGGCCUCGGACUAGCUCGCUCCAUGAUGCGUUUGGGGACGGGAACAUCAUGGAUGACUUUGGGGCGGUACCUUUCACAGAACUGGUGGACCACCCUGGGCCUGAACCGCAGCCGUCACAGUCAGUGGAGCUGGAUCCUUUCGGGGCUGCGCCGUUCCCCUCCAAACAGUGAAUGUCUUGCUCGUCUUCCCGCCACACACACUCUCGUCUUUCUCAARCACACACACUGCUGUGUUACACCAAGCCUAUGGAGUCCCGGGGUGAAAUCCCCUUCCAAGGGAUGGCAAUUAGCUUGUUGGUGUGGUAGUUGAUUAUAUUUUCAGCCAAAUUUAACUGCGGUCGGCAACUGCGCUAAUGUGUUUCCAAUGCUCUCCCCCCCCCCCCCUAAAGGAUAUUUCAAUACAUUAAUAACUGGACUUUGGGAUUAACAAAACCAACAUAAACCUGUGGAGUAUGUCUGAUUUUUAUUUCAGGUUCUGUAUGAAUUUCCUUCACCUGUAUCUGUUAGCUGACAWGCCUUUUUAUGCUGCGUCACAAUACGUGUCUCUUGAGACAUGGAGAUCGAUUUGGUUUCACUCAAGAUCACACUGUGUCAAACAACAAGAUUGCUCAGUUUUCMGAUUGCUUGAGUUGCUGCUGAAAAAAAAAUAAAAAAUGGUAAAGAUUGUGGCCUCCGUGAUCUACCGAUGAGAUUAAUUUUGCUUCGCGAUCUACCAAUAAGAUUAAUUUAGCACCGUAAAGCCUUAUGGACGUGACUCCGCCUUGCUGCACAGUACCUCGGAAACCAUUUGGCUAAGGAAAUGGCUAACGUUGCCUUUUGUGUCAACGGAGUGAUUCGUUUAAGAGUAGGCCUUUAUCACUUUAUCAUUUCACCCUACUUAGACCUUUUCGUUUCUAUGCACAUUUCUUUCCAUUUAGUCUACUUACAGUAGAUAACAGCUCAUUUUUUAUUUAUUUUGAAUUUUAAUUGCAAUAUAUUCACUAGAAUGAAAGGGAUUCGGUUUAUUUAAUUUUAAAGAUUUCUCUUUUAUUAUUUAGGAWUUUUUUUCAUUUUAGGUUUAAUUCCAGACUUUGAACUUGUCAAUAAGUACUGUUUAAUGUGAUKUUUUACCUCAAACAAUAAAAAAUAUCAUUUUUGAAUAAGGGGAAAAACACAACCCAUUUUCCUACAUGGCAAUACUGAGUAUAAUAUAUCUGACUACUUCCACCUCUUGUCUUUAAUCUAUUGGUAACAUAAGCCAUGCCAAAUCUCCUACCAUUUACUUGUAGUCUAAUUAGAAUCAGGUCACGUGUCCAAAUUGUUUUAAAUGAAUGCACUUUCAGCAUCAACUCUUCCAUUGGCUAGUAAUUAUGGCAAUUAUGAAUCUGAGGAUACAGAAAGGACAGAUAUGUCGCUGUCUGAUAACCCCGUAACUCAAUUUAUUUGUUUUCAUUCUAUUGAAAGCAUUAACUCUCAAUGACUCUGAUCAAGAAGCUAUUCAAAAUGGCUUCAGAAGUUUUCAUAAUUGUAUGAUUUUAAGGGGAAAAUAUGGAAUUAUUUUGAAUUUCCUGAAAAGUUUGUUUAGGAGAUGAGGUUCUCAGUGACGAUAUGUACCUACCUUUUUGGCACAUUAAUUUUUAAGGAAAAAGCUCGUAGCUGCCUUAUUCGCCUAUGGAACCCUGUGAUUUGAAUAUUUUGUUUCAUUUUUAUUUAAGGUUAAUCUUGUUUUGUAUUUAUCAUGCUAUACUGCUGUCUAAUAAUGCAAUAAACACGUUUGAUUAAA
This is a messenger RNA of Salvelinus sp. IW2-2015, 6138 nucleotides long. NCBI's taxonomy places the organism in Eukaryota, Metazoa, Chordata, Actinopteri, Salmoniformes, Salmonidae. The record is from RefSeq and is a predicted model, not a curated record.